GCACGCGACGAGCUGGCGUUGGUCAGGCUGAGUUCAGAUUCGCAGUUCCUUCAAUACCCUCGUGGCGUAGCGAAUCCUGCUCAUUCAGAAACUCAGACUUGGCGCGAGACCGCCGCUGUCCUGGCGAGAAACGCCUGGAGCUGUUCUGGCUUAGAGUAGACCGUGACAGCCGCUUUCGGCCAGAAUCGUAUCUCACGAGACAGCUAACAGUCUGACCUCGUCUCUUAGGCCUUAACUGAGUUCCCGUCCCGAAUCAAGGCAGAAUGUUAUAGACGCCAUUCCCGAGGGCCUUAUCUCUUCUCACUUCGUUACGGGUUACAUUCGAUCUUGGACUUAUUAUAAAAUGGCCCUGUCCAUAGCCAUUCUUCUCUUAUGCGCGAUCGCGACAGCCGACUCAGCAGAUCGUAGCCCUCAUAUCGAUGCGCCUUACCAUGCGGCUAUCAACAGUACUACGAACCGUAACGUCGCGCACGCGGCGGCGGUUUCUUCCCUUUCCACUCUUCGCGAUGCCUUCACGAAUCAGACGACGCACCGUUCUGGCGUCGGACGUCAACGACUCCGUCUAUCCAGCCGGCUAGCCGUUCGCCGUGACGCUCCGUCAACACCCGACGGCAAGGAGCCAUCUCCUUACCGCCGCUCUCUCUCCGCCUCGGAUCCGCACGCUUCCGCGAGCAAGGCUGUUCUUCCGCCGAACCCUUCCGAUCCGCACUCGGCACCCCAAGCCGUCCUUCCGCCCCCCGUCCCUAACCAUCCGAGCCCGCCGAGCAUCUCUUCUGGUCCGAGCCUCUUUUCCUUGCCGAGCCUGGCCUCCAUUUUCGCUUUCAUGCAGCCUCGGGAUCCGAGGCAGGUUCCGCCGACUUCUUCCCCCCCAGCGCUCCCCGUCCCCCCUGUCCUGCCCCCUCCGGUCCUGCGCCCCCCAAUCGCGCGGCCUCCGCCGGUCAAACCCCCCCCGCGUGCCCCUGCGCCGCCUCCGCCAUUUUUCCAGCCGUGGCCAAUCAACGGCCAGGGAAUCUUCAACGUGCUACAGUUCGGGGCGCGCGCGGACGGGCGCACGGACAACACGGACGCGUUCCGCCGCGCGCUGCAGUCCGCGUGCGCGUGGGGAAAGGCGCGGAACGGGUACGCGCGAGUGGUGGUGCCCGCGAGCGGGCUGUUCCAGAUCUUCCCGGUUGAGCUGGAGGGCCCGUGCGGCGCCGGGCUGGAGGUGCUGAUCAAUGGCGGCAUUGCUGGGGCCGCCAACGUUACAAGUUACCCGAAACCGCGGAAGAGCAACGCGUGGGGGCUUUUGUUUUUCCGAGAGGUUGCGAAUCUGGCGGUCAGGGGAAGCGGGUGGAUGGACGGACGCGGCGCGGGGUUUUGGGCGAGGUCGAAGGGGAGCAAAAAACCCACUCUACUGUUCCUAAUGCACUGUGAUAAUGCUACAGUGCAAGGAAUAGGUUUAACGAACUCAGCCAAGGCACACCUCAAGGUGUAUGCCAGUAACGGACUGCUUAUAGAGGGUAUAACCACUCGCAGCCCAUUCAACAGCCCCAACACGGACAGCAUUCAGGUCUCCAGAGUUGAGAAUGGCGUCAUUCGAAACAGCCAACUGCAGGGAGGAGAUGACAACGUGGCCAUCGGUGAUGGCUGUCACAAUCUGCUGGUGGAGAAUCUUGUGUGCAUCAACGGCCAUGGAGUGAGCAUUGGAAGCCUGGGAAAGGAUCGUGAAACGGCCUGUGUGUCGGACGUGCUUGUAAGGAACGUGACUUUCACGGGGUCCAACAACGCUCUGCGGAUCAAGACGUACCAGGGGGGCAAGGGGCUUGUAUCGAACGUGACUUACCGGGACAUUCGAGUGACUGACGUCACUUGGCCUAUAAUAAUCGAUCAGUUCUAUUGUGACGCCUCUCCAAGUAAAUGCCGAGAGAGGAAGGAGGCAGUAGCCGUGACUGAUAUAAACUUCAUCAACGUGAAAGGAACGGCCAACGGCACCCAUGCCAUCCUCUUCAACUGCAGCCGCUCCGUGCCCUGCACCUCGCUGCUGCUCUCUGGCAUCGCCAUUGCGCCCUCUGCCAACCGCGCCAGCAGUUUGCUCCAAGUUGUGGCCGCCCAAUCUGGCGAAUCUUCUCAGUCUGUUGCGCCCUCUGCCAACCGGGCCAGCACCCUGCUCCAAGCUACUGCUGUUGCUGCUGAUGUGCUCUCUGCUUCUUCCUUCUCCUCCUCCUCCUCCUCCUCCUCCUCCUCCUCCUCCUCCUCCUCCUCCUCCUCCCCCUCCCCCUCCUCCUCCUCCUCCUCCUCCUCCUCCUCCUCCUCCUCCUCCUCCUCCUCCUCCUCCUCCUCCUCCUCCUCCCCAUUCUCCUCCUCCUCCUCCCCCUCUUCCCUCCGUACGUCAUCUGCCUCCUUUGAAUCAGACAUCCGCCCUCUCUUCCCUCACCUUCCCUCAUCCUACGUCUCUGCUUCCUCCUCUUCCUCCUCCUCCUCUUCACUCUAUCAAGUACCUCCUCUCUUAUCGGAGUUCAUCUCAGCCUAUGGCGUCACGACGGGCCUCCUCUUUCCAAUGCCCAAGGUAGCCGGGUGGUCCUCCCUCUCCCCGCUGCCCUACAGCCGCUGGCUCUCCAACGCCAUGGCUUCUCUCUGCGGAUCAGAGCGAGUCGCCUUCCCGCCUUUCCCUCCGCCUGUUGCCAAGGCCCCGGCCCCCAAGCCACCUUCUCUCAAGCCUCCCGCUCUCCGCAAGCCUCCCCCUUCCCUCAAGACUCCCCCUUCCCUAAAAUCUCCUCCACCAAAGAAGCCUACCCCAGUCGUACCUUCCCCCAAGCGACUACCACCCUCCUCAUCCUCCUCGUCCUCAUUAACGUCAGCAUCUAACCCAUCCCAGCUGUUCCCACGCACGGACUCCUCACCAUCGCCUCCUAACCCCUCCCAGAUCUUCCCUCUCAUAAACCCGCCAUCUGCAUCGGCAUCUCGUUCUAAACCUUCCCAACUGUUCCCUACUGCUGCACACGCAGCUUCACUGCACCAGCAGCAGCAGCAGUUCACCUCACCCUCCUCCUCCCUCCCCACUCCCACAUCGUUCUUUGCUGCUCGCCUGGUGCAGUCAGAAGAGGCUCGAGCACAGGCCAGGAGACAGGAGGCAUCUCACGUUCAACAUGCUCACACUUCCCUUAGUCACAUUCGGUCUUCCGGACGCUUGUAUACACUUGCCUCCACGCAUACCUCUCCUCCCCCUCCCCAUCACUCUCCUUCAUCUCCCCCUCCCUCUAGUUCCUCUCCCCUUCCUCUCCCCUCCCCAACUCCCCCCCUCCUUCCUUACCUACCGCUUCAUCUACCUGACGGCCAAACACACCCUUGAACACCGCACAGCACCACACUGCAUUGCACUUCGACACUCUGCACACACUGCCUCGACGCACUACAGAGCGCUGCACCAGCACACACUCGGUGGCAGUACACUCGUAUGCAUUUUAUAGACACCACCAGCACGGGCACACAUGCCGCGGCUCUCAGCUCGAGAGCUUAGAUGGGCGACUACAAUAGAGGCCCUUAGUAAGAGCUGGAUUUGCCUCUAAUGCAUUGGUGCGCCCCCUUGAUUCGUUUCAGGCCACACUGAAAAAUAGGGUUUCUAGUUUUCUGAUUGGUUGGCCCGGGUUUUUCCACAUUGAACACUGAUUUUUCAGGGUCGGUACGGUAAAGCACCCUGUAAAAAGGCGAAAUUUGCGUUGUUUUUUU
Closterium sp. NIES-67 is the source of this 3705-nucleotide messenger RNA. The record is from the annotation of a GenBank genome assembly. Lineage: Eukaryota; Viridiplantae; Streptophyta; Zygnematophyceae; Desmidiales; Closteriaceae.